Messenger RNA from Salvelinus fontinalis (brook trout), 3611 nucleotides. Its product is annotated as endonuclease domain-containing 1 protein-like. NCBI's taxonomy places the organism in Eukaryota, Metazoa, Chordata, Actinopteri, Salmoniformes, Salmonidae. Gene Ontology annotation, molecular function: hydrolase activity; metal ion binding; nucleic acid binding. The coding region runs from base 1431 to 2507 and encodes 358 amino acids. The transcript has 5 exons. The record is from RefSeq and is a predicted model, not a curated record.
CGAAGAAGAAGACACUUUCCCUUCAUCGGAUCAUUGUUUAAACCACAAGGAGAGUUACAGAGGAAGUAUCUUUAAUAAGGUUGGAUGAAAUGGAUUGUAAUCUUAUUGCUACAUCUGGGAAGUUGUAAGAAGAAUGGAAAAGCGAAUUGAAAACAUUAUACAGUUCUAUCUCUGCAGUCAUCUACCUAUGAUACCCGUAGCAUUGGUUUGGUAUCGGUAACUACCGGUACAAUCAGCGGCCACUUGUCUGCAUUUUCAAUAAUGUUUUUACAAUCGUAGCUAUUUUAAUGCAUACUAUCGCUUAAAUUCGUGCUUUGUUGUAUGGUGUAAGACGUCUGUGAAGUUGUGAAAUCGUGUUUACGUGAUGCAGGCUACAGUACAGUAACUUUAGCAUGCUACUGUACAGUAGUUUAUUUUCGGUUCCAGUGUAUAACAGUUUUAUUCAACAUGUAUCAGUCAUGGAUUAGCUAAUACAUGUAUUAUGUUAUCUAGUUUAAUGGUGUGAUAAUCGGGAUAUUUGCUUUGCAUUUCAAUCUGCACAUGAAUAUGGUUCUGCAAUGUAUUGCAAUGUUAGGUAGGCUACUCAAGUCCCUUGGCAUUCUGCAAGCAUGAAUACUUUACAAUAAUGGAAGAUAUGCAUUGUGUUAAUCUUACUAUUUGUCCAUGUAUUGAAUGAUACACAGCUUUCCAUAAAUGCAGUGUGGACUUUUUACAGAUGAAACCCCUUCCAUUAUGACACUCCCUUCCUGUAUCUGUCAUAAAGGCCUAUGCAUUCUUUGUCCUUUAGUUACACAACUAAAUCUAGUAUCUGUCACUUACCUUUCAUGCUGUAGAUCUGCUGUCAUGGUGCUGAGAAUGCUUAGUACUGUAUCUGUCACUUACCUUUCAUGCUGUAGAUCUGCUGUCAUAGUGCUGAGAAUGCUUAGUACUGUAUCUGUCACUUAUGUAUUCUCUGUAUGUAUUAGGUAUGAACCCUUAGACAUACAGGUACCUCCUGCGCUCCCUCCUGCCUCACGUUCGGCCCCUGUCCUUGGUGAUAUACCCCAGACCCCCUUGUAUCCACCCCAGGCUUCUGAACUUGCCCCAGUGGGGUGAAGACCAGAAGAGGGUGAUGUCCUUCCUGCCUCUCUCUCCCUUAAAUGCAGCUGGUGAUUCCAGAGAUCUGGCAGUCAUCUCUCAACAAGAAACAGCAGCAGUGGAUUGCCCGGACGCUGUUUACCAGGAGCCUUCUACAGAGCUCACAGUUCAUCACUGUCCUUUCCCUGGAGGGGUGAAGACCAGAAGAGGGUGAUGUCCUUCCUGCCUCAGAAUGUGCUGGGUACCCAACCAGGAGAUACCUACAGAGCUCACAGUUCAUCACUGUCCUUUCCCUGGUGGGGUGAAGACCAGAAGAGGGUGAUUUCCUUCCUGUGUCCAAGGCCUGCCUCAAAAUGUGCUGGGUACCCAACCAGGAGCCUCAUACAGAGCUCACAGUUCAUCACUGUCAUUUCCCUGGUAGGGAGAAGUUCUGCCUCAAAAUGUGCUGGGUGAAUAAGUUCAGUGAUGUUCCAGAUUGUGAGAAGUUCUUCCUGGAUGGGCAAACUCCAAAUCUCCCAGGUAUUUUGGAUGGUGGGACAGUCCAGAACCAGAACCGCUACAAGCCGAUCUGCCAGUUGUUCAACAACAUCUACAGGUUUGCAACUCUCUACGACACGACCAACAGGAUCCCUGUGUUCUCAGCCUACAACUUCACUGGUCCUGGGUGCAACAGAACAAGUCAGACCUGGAUGAUCGAGCCCCAGCUUGAAAAUUUUAAUAUAAAAGAGAUGAAAACCCAACAAGAGUUGAAGAUGCUUAAUAAUAAAACAGACAUAAGAGUCGACCAUCAGGCUGCAGACGCAGACUACAGUGCAACAAUAAGUAGCAUGGAUCUGGACAGAGGUCACCUGUUCCCAUGUAAAGCCACACCUGAUGAUGAUACCAUGAGGUCCACUUUCACCCUGACAAACGCCGUUCCCCAGGAAAGAGGCUUCAACCGAGGCAGAUGGUGUAAAAUGGAGGGCAGAUUCAGAGUAGCUCUUAUGAACUGUAAGAAUAACAACAACCAGAUAGAAGCCUAUGUGGUGACUGGAGCAGUUCCCAACAACAACAACGUAAUACUGAACAACAAAGUGAACGUCCCAGAUCUCCUGUGGACAGCCUUCUGCUGUUACAACAACAAGGACAAGAAGUGGAUGGCCGGAGCAUACUGGGGGGAGAACAAAAAGGACAAUGGUAAAAUAUUGAACCUGGAAACCUUGAGAGCACUCGAAGUCAAGUUGACGACAAGCUACAAUGUUGAUAUCAAGGUGUUUCACGAUAAAUGUCCAAGAAAAGUUAAUGUACAACAGGUUGAGAGUGUAGAAGAGGAGCCGGGGAAAAAGACGGAAGGGAGCGGAGAGGGGAGCAAUAAGAUGGAGAGAACAUCAGGGGAGUUAAAGGAACGUGAUGUCGAGGAUAGAUGUGAUUGUGACUGUGAUGAAAAGUAAUGAGUUUUGUCCAGUGGUAAUUCCCACAACUAUUGAGUACACAUUGGUUAAGUAAUAAGGGUUAAAUGGUUAUAAUAGGGUUAUAAUGGUUAUAAUAAGGGUUAUAAUGGUUAUAAUAAGGGUUAUAAUGGUUAUAAUAGGGUUAUAAUGGUUAUAAUAAGGGUUAUAAUGGUUAUAAUAAGGGUUAUAAUAAGGGUUAUAGUGGUUAUAAUAAGGAUUAUAGUGGUUAUAAUAAGGGUUAUAGUGGUUAUAAAAAGGGUUAUAGUGGUUAUAAUAAGGGUUAUAAUGGUUAUAAUAGGGUUAUAAUGGUUAUAAUAAGGGUUAUAAUGGUUAUAAUAAGGGUUAAAAUGGUUAUAAUAAGGGUUAAAAUGGUUAUAAUAAGGGUUAAAAUGGUUAUAAUAAGGGUUAAAAUGGUUAUAAUAAGGGUUAUACUGGUUAUAAUAAGGGUUAAAAUGGUUAUAAUAAGGGUUAUAGUGGUUAUAAUAAGGGUUAAAAUGGUUAUAAUAAGGGUUAUAAUGGUUAUAAUAAGGGUUAUAAUGGUUAUAAUAAGGGUUAUAAUGGUUAUAAUAAGGGUUAUAAUAAGGGUUAUAAUGGUUAUAAUUAAACAAGUUUAAGGGUUAUAAACAUUAAAGACAAGCUCUGUUACUUUGGCGACUAAGAAAGUAUAUUUUAAACCUCCCACUUUGUGCUGGAUGUAUCAAUGUGUCGUUCAAACAUAUAGAAUCUAUGAGCAGAAUUACUGUUUCCCUACAUUUCACCCCCCUAGCAAAUUGAGUCUUAGCCAAUGAGCAUCAGCCCCUCACAUGUGAGUGAAAACUAGUGUGGUGGCAGAAUUUGUGUUGAACUGUUGUAACUUCUCAAGGGACAUGUUCUGUGUUGGACUGUGAUGCCUUUCAUAGAGUCCUGGUGUGUCUGGACCUUAAACACAAGGCCAUUGUGUUCUGGAACUGUUGCUGUUAUAAAUAACUGUAACAAUCUGAUGGUAUUAUCACCUCCCACUAUAUAAGGGACAUGGAACCAUUUACUCAGGGGGUUCUUCCCUGUGAAAUCACAAUCAUCUCCUCUGCAGCUGCUUGAUUAAAGAUCUUUCUAUUCAAUUAAAAA